GGGAAAGCCUUCCUGCGCCUGCGCAGUUCCCGCUCGGCUCUCGCCAGAAGCAGCAGGAGGAGGCGGCGGCGGAGGAAGAGGAGGCGGAGGCUGCUCUCGCUGUGUGGAGAUAGCGUGAGGGGCAGCCCAGGCUCUGCCGCCACCCGGUUUCCCCAGGGAGGGAGGGAGAGGCACGGCGUGGGGAGGAGCAGCAGGAGGAGCGGCGCCUGCUGCGGCGGCGGCGGCGGCUCACGAGCAAGCGCCUCGGUCGGUCGGUCGGUGGGUCUGAGGCGAGGCUCCGGCUCGGCUCUCGGCGCCCGGUCGCAGCCUCCCUCCUCGCUCAGUCUCAGCCCGGGCCUCCCUCGCUCCCGCCCCUCUCUCUCUCUCUCUCUCCCUCCGACAACAUGUCGGCGCCGGCGGCCAAAGUCAGCAAGAAGGAGCUCAACUCCAACCACGACGGGGCCGACGAGAUCUCAGACAAAGAGCAACAGGAAGCAAUUGAACAUAUUGAUGAAGUACAGAAUGAAAUAGACAGACUGAAUGAACAAGCCAGUGAGGAAAUUUUGAAAGUAGAACAGAAGUACAACAAACUCCGCCAACCAUUCUUCCAGAAGAGGUCAGAAUUGAUCGCCAAAAUCCCAAACUUUUGGGUAACAACAUUUGUCAACCACCCACAAGUAUCUGCACUGUUGGGAGAGGAAGACGAGGAGGCGCUGCAUUAUUUGACCAGAGUUGAGGUGACGGAGUUUGAAGACAUCAAAUCAGGUUACAGAAUAGAUUUUUAUUUUGAUGAGAAUCCAUAUUUUGAAAACAAGAUGCUCUCCAAAGAGUUUCAUCUGAAUGAGAGUGGGGACCCAUCAUCAAAAUCAAGUGAAAUCAAAUGGAAGUCUGGGAAGGAUCUGACAAAGCGCUCGAGUCAGACGCAGAACAAGGCCAGCAGGAAGAGGCAGCAUGAAGAACCGGAGAGUUUCUUCACUUGGUUUACUGACCAUUCUGAUGCUGGUGCUGAUGAGCUAGGCGAGGUCAUUAAAGAUGACAUCUGGCCAAACCCAUUACAGUACUACUUGGUUCCUGAUAUGGAUGAUGAAGAAGGUGAAGGAGAGGAGGAUGACGACGAUGAGGAAGAGGAAGAAGGCCUGGAGGACAUCGAUGAGGAAGGUGACGAAGAUGAGGGCGAAGAAGAUGAAGAUGAUGACGAGGGAGAAGAAGGAGAGGAGGAUGAAGGAGAAGAUGACUGAACACUGACAGAUUCCAACCACCCCUUCCCCCCCUCUCCAGUCCCUGGGAGCAAGUUGCUGUCUAUUCCCUUCCCCCCCUUCCCUUUUGUGCUCAGUCGCCUUGUUCUCCUGAGGUCUUUUCUCCUCUCCUCUCUUCACCAUGGUUCACAAAUAAUUUUGGAGAAAAUAUAAAGCUGAAUUGCAGUGGAAAAGAAUCUCUACUCAUUUCAAUUUUUUUUAUCUGUUUUGAAACAAACAAAAAACUGUUAGUGGAAUCCACACGCCGUGUUCUUUGGGGAAGAAAGAGAAGCUUCUGCGCUCCCUUCACUCUGCUGGAAGCUGAAGAGUGCUAGGCCCCUGUGUAGUAGUGCAUAGAAUCUAGCUUUUUCCUUCUUUCUCUGUAUAUUGGGCUCAGAGAUUACACUGUGUCUCUAUGUGAAUAUGGACAGUUAGCAUUUACCAACAUGUAUCUGUCUACUUCUCUUGUUUAAAAAAAAAAACAGAAAAAAGCUAAAAAAAAUGGGAGGGGUUAUAGACAGGGUAAGCAAGGGGUGGGUUUCAGAUGUUGGGGUGGGUUAAAUGGGCAUUUUGACAAAACAAGGCUUCUCCUUUGGCAUGUUUAAUCGUGAUGUUUAAUAAACAUCCUUGCAGUUUAAAAGAUGACACUUUUAAAGGAAAAAAAUCAAAUUCUCUCCUAAUGAUUACAGUUGAGCCCUGCCACUUGAUGGAGAAUCAGCAGAACCUGUAGGAUCUUAUUUGGAAUUUACAUUCUCUAUUGUAAUUUUGUUCUUUGUUUUGUUUUUCAAUUUUUUUUGUUUCACUGGAAAAGAAAGAUGCUCAGUUUUAAACGUUAAAAAGUGUACAAGUUGCUUUGUUACAAUAAAACUUAAUGUGUACACAAGGGGGCUGAUAGUCUUCACUGGGGAAAAAAAGCACGCUUCAGACCCAACUCCAGUUAGUUUGGUUUCUCCACAUGGAAAUUAGAACUGUUAGGACUAAUACUAUUUUGAAAGGAAGAAAACAAAGUCAGUUGUACAUUUUUAAAAACACACAUUGCAGUCUUCCCUUCACUAAAACUAGCCUCUCAUCCAGACUAUCUCUUGAAAGUGUAAUGUUUUGAGGAUUCAGGUGUAAACAGAAGAGGCAUUUGCCUAUGUGCUAUCCCAGCUUUCUGAAAGGUCGCUUAGUGCCUGCUCGCUUCUUCCAGUCAAUGUGGAAGAGUUGGCAGUUUGCAUAUCAACUGGUAACCAAACUUAAGGAGAGCUGACCUCACUGGCUUAAUUUGAUCAAGACUCCCAGUCAGUUUGGGGGCCAGGUAGAGAAGAGACUGCUUUAACACCAAGGGGCUACUGUGAGAUUGAUAGGAGUGAUGCUUUGAGAAAUAUAUUCAAUGUAGGUGGAAUUAUGUAACUACAUCUAUUGGUAUCAAUAAAGAUCAUCACUGGAUUGGCA
Molecule: messenger RNA, 2648 nt
Organism: Rhineura floridana
Lineage: Eukaryota; Metazoa; Chordata; Lepidosauria; Squamata; Rhineuridae
Gene: SET
Product: SET nuclear proto-oncogene
Exons: 8
Coding region: 384-1217 (277 amino acids)
Biological process (GO): nucleosome assembly
Cellular component (GO): chromatin; nucleus
Molecular function (GO): histone binding; chromatin binding
Source: RefSeq, a predicted model, not a curated record